This is a messenger RNA of Mauremys reevesii (Reeves's turtle), 867 nucleotides long. Its product is annotated as cilia- and flagella-associated protein 251-like. NCBI's taxonomy places the organism in Eukaryota, Metazoa, Chordata, Testudines, Geoemydidae. The transcript is spliced from 2 exons. Bases 38 to 550 code for a protein of 170 amino acids. The record is from RefSeq and is a predicted model, not a curated record.
AGCCAUCCCAGGCCAUGCUGCGGAACAGCGUCUUCAAAUGAGCCCACCUGAGAAACACUGCGCAGCGGAAGAGCGUCAGUUUGCAUCUCUGCAAGAGAAGCAAGAGUCACCCUCUGCCCUUGUCUCUCUGAUGCAGAGACCCCCCACCGACCAGUCAGAGAAGGACCUUGCCCCUGAGGAGAAGGCUGAGGAGAAUGAAGACCCAGCCGCAGAAGGAGAGGAAGAGGAGGAAGAGCUAGAGACAGAGGAGGAGGAGAAGCAGGAAGAGCAAGUCCUGAUCACAGAAAAAGAGGAGGAGGUGGAGGACCUAGCCAUAAAAGAGGAGGAGGACUUGACCACAGAGGAAAAGGACGAGGCGGACAUAUCCGUAGAGGAGGAAAAGGAGGAGGAUGAGAACAUGUCUGCAGAAGAGGAAGAAGAGGAGGAGGAGGAGGAGAACGUGUCUGCAGAAGAGGAGGAGGUCAAGCACCUCUCCACAGAAGAGGAAGAGGACUUGACCACAGAGACGGAGGAGGAAGAAGAAGGUAAAAGAAGAGGAAGAAGAAGGUAAAGGAAGGACGUGGCCCUGGUGGAGGAACACCUGAUCAUGGAGCAAAAGGAAGAAGAGAAGGACCUGGCCAUGGAGCAGGAAGAGGAGCACCUGCCUGUGGAGGAAGAGGAGGAGGACCUGGCCACAGUAGUGGAGCACCUGGCCAUGGAGCAGGUGGAGAGGAGGAGGACCUGGCUACAGAGGAGGGAAAGGAGGACCUGAAUUAGCAGGAGGAGAAGGAAGAGGACCUGGCAAUGGAGGAGGACGAGGAUGUGGCCAUUCAGAAGAAAGAAGAGAAGGAAGAAGAGGUACUGGCUAUGGAGGGAAAGGAAGUGGAG